This is a messenger RNA of Penaeus indicus, 572 nucleotides long. Its product is annotated as cuticle protein-like. Lineage: Eukaryota; Metazoa; Arthropoda; Malacostraca; Decapoda; Penaeidae. Gene Ontology annotation, cellular component: extracellular matrix. The record is from RefSeq and is a predicted model, not a curated record. The coding region runs from base 56 to 430 and encodes 124 amino acids. The transcript is spliced from 4 exons.
CACCGCAAGCCCUUCUUUCCCUCGCCCAUUCAGGACCUCGUCUGCCGCCACCGCCAUGAUCUCCAAGGUUGUGCUUCUCCUGGUGCCCCUGGCUGCCGUGCUGGCUUUUCCUGCUGACCUCAACACCUAUAAACAGGAAGGGAUGCCAUACAACUUCGCUUACGAUGUGAAGGACGACUACGCCGGGUCUGACUUCGGCGCGCAAGAGAACUCGGACGGCAACACCGUGCGAGGAUCCUACACCGUGGCGCUCCCCGACGGCCGGAAGCAAACGGUGAACUACGAGGCCGACCACCACAAGGGCUUCGUAGCUGAGGUGAACUACUACGGCGAGGCUCAGUACCCCCACGAGUACGGUCCCGCCAUCACCUUCAAGCCCAAGUACCAGAGCUCGGGCAGCGGGUACCAGCCACAGCCCUCAUACCAGUAGUCAAGCCACGUUUAUACACUUUGUUGAGAAUAUCAUUUGUGAAUGAAGUUACGGGGGUUGUGUAAUGGAAUAGCACCUAAGUCAGUUACUGCGCAGUGUAAUAGAAUACAGAUGAUACAAUAAAACAAUCACACUAACUUGA